Messenger RNA from Sceloporus undulatus (fence lizard), 6554 nucleotides. It is a transcript of the gene PPL, whose product is annotated as periplakin. The coding region runs from base 225 to 5510 and encodes 1761 amino acids. The transcript is spliced from 22 exons. Gene Ontology annotation, cellular component: cytoskeleton; membrane; cytoplasm. Gene Ontology annotation, biological process: intermediate filament cytoskeleton organization; wound healing. Gene Ontology annotation, molecular function: structural molecule activity; cadherin binding. Lineage: Eukaryota; Metazoa; Chordata; Lepidosauria; Squamata; Phrynosomatidae. The record is from RefSeq and is a predicted model, not a curated record.
CACAAGACUUGAGGCAGCUGCCAGUUGCUCGCUCUGACUCCUCUCCAUUCAGCCACUUUUUGAAACCUGCUCUAGCAACAAGAGGGAAAGAAAGAGACAGAGGCACCAUCCUUUUGCCAAGGGAGAGAGAGGAGUUGCAACAACCCUUGGCACCUGAUUCCCUGGACUCCCACUGAAACCAGAUUUUUCACCUGCAACGGCCGAGUCUCCCUGGGGUUAUCAUUAUGCAUUCGCUGUUCAAGAAAAGAAACAAAGGGAAAUACAGCCCAACCGUCCAGAAGAAGAGCAUUUCCAGCAAAGAACUAUCAGAACUGAUUGAGAAGUUGCAGAAAAAUGCUGACCAGGUGGAAAGAAACAUUGUGGAGGCCGACACAAAGAUGCAGAAUGACCUACACAAGCUCAAGGCUGGUCAACCUCCUGAGUUCAGAGACCACACUGCAGACAAGCUGAUAGAAUCAGAUAAGCUCCUCUAUGUCCUGGAUGGAGAUGCGGCUGUCGCUCGCCACAUGAAACACCCCCAGGGGGACAUGAUCACAGAAGACAUCCGGCAGCUAAAGGAGAGAGUAGGCAACCUGCGUGUGAAGCAUGACCAGAUCUACAAUUUCACCCCCCAAGAAAUUGAACCUCAAGUCAACUGGUCCACAGUCAUUGAUGAGAAGCAGGAACUCUUGAACAGCAAAGGCUUUGGAACUGACUUGCCAUCGGUCAACAGUCAGGUGGAGGAACACAACAUCUUUCACAAUGAGGUGAUGGCUAUUGGACCACACAUCAGUAAGGAAGACAAAUCAACACCAGUCUCUGAUGAAUAUACGAGUGGACUCCAGGUGAAAUACCAGAAAUUGCUGUCAGGAUCCCAACAGAGGCAGCAGGACCUGAACUCGCUGCAAGAUUACAUGCAGCGCUGCACCAACAAGCUCUACUGGCUCGAUCAGCAAGCGAAGGACAGGAUGCAGUACGACUGGAGCGAUCGCAACCUUGACCACCCCAGCAGACGGCGCCAAUACGAGAAUUUCAUAAACCGGAAGCUAGAAGAGAAGGAGGCAGCCAUCAACAAACUUCAUGAAGAUGGCAACCAACUCUUGUCUGAUAAUCAUCCGGGGAAGAUCCCCAUUGAGGCUCACAUUGAGGCAGUCCAUGCCGACUGGAAAGAAUACCUCAACUUGCUCAUCUGUGAGGAAAGCCAUCUCAAGUUCAUGGAGGACUACCACCAGUUCCAAAAGGAUGCUAAAGAUGCUCAAGACCUCCUCAGGAAAGUAGACACAGACUUGGACCAGAAGUAUAGCCCAGAUUUCAAGGACCGGUACCAAAUUGAAUCCUUGUUGCAGGAGCUCGAGGACCAGGAGAAGGCCUUGGACAAGUAUGACGAUGUGGUGACCUCCCUGCAAAAGCGCAGCCAGCAAGUCCUCCCUCUCAGGUACCGCCGGGAGACCCCCCUCAAACCCAUCCCAGUGGAAGCUCUCUGUGACUAUGAAAGUGAUCAGUGCCAUCUCUCUCGCGGAGCAACAUACACAUUGCACAAGAAUAAUGGCGACAAGUGGGAGGUAACAGACAGUGCUGGAAAUGUGAUCAAUGCGCCAGGCGUCUGCUUCAUGAUUCCCCCUACGGAUCCUGAAUCGCUGACCCUUUCUGAUAACAUUACUGGCCAGCACCAGAGCGUAAAACAGAAGAUAGGUGGCACGAAGAAGCUUCUGCAGCAGAGAUACGAAACGCUGAAGGCUGACGGCAUUGGAGAUGCAUCCUCCGUACAAGGGCGACAACUGCUGGCAGGAUUGGAAAAAGUGAACACUGAGUUAGACAAGCAAGAAAGGGCCAUCACAGCCAACCUGCGUCCUCCGCUAGAGCAAAGCCGGGCAGUGCAAGACAGUGCGGAGCGGUCAAAGGACCUUAAGAACAUCACCAAUGAGAUCCGUUGCAUCGAACCUGAGAAAGCACACAAGAUCCAGGAGUGCGAAGCCUUCAUUGAGUCGGCACCCGACAAGGGCAGCGUCACGUUGAUGAAAAGCAAAGUGGAAGAAACAAACAACAAAUACAACCAUGUUGUCCAGCUGCUCAGUGCUGCUCAGGAAAAAGUUGAUGUUGCCAAUCGCCUUGAAAAGAGCCUGCAGCAAGGCAGAGACCUGCUUUCUGGCUAUGAGAACAAACUGGCCAUUGAAGACACCAUUCCAGAGGACAUCAGAGCCCUGGAGCGCAAGAGAGAAGAGUUACAGGCUUUGGGUUCUGAGCUGCAGGCCAACCGAUCCUUGCUGAAUGAAACAGAACAGGAUCUCCAGAAGGCCAAGAGGUGUUCUAGUACCCUGGCCAGCCAGUUCCAGGAACAUUGUCCAGACAUCGAGCGCCAAGAAACCGAACUCCACAAGCUCAACCAACGGCUGGGCAACCUCAGCAAGCAAAUUGACCACAGAUCUCAAAUGCUCCAGAAAGCAAAAUCAGCCUAUUCCAACUAUCGCAGCGGCUAUGACAACCUGAGCCAUUUCCUUUAUAACGUGCCCAACUAUGAGCCUCAAGAAACUGACAGCAUCAGUCAAGUGGAAACCAAGUUGAAGAAUCAAAGGUCCCUUCUGGGAGAAAUUGCCAGCAAGGAAAAAGAGGUCCAGAAAGUCUCUGCUGAGGCACAACAGUAUCAGCAGGCAGUAAAGGACUAUGAGCUAGAGGCUGAAAAACUGAGGUCCAUCCUUGACCUGGAAAAUGGCCGCAAUGGCUUCAUGAGCAAGAGACCCAGACUCCAGUCUCCAGCCGCUAAAGUGAAAGAAGAGGAAGCCAUCCUGGCUGCAAAAUUCACAGAAGUGAAUGCUGUCAAUAGGCAGAGGCUGCAGAACUUGGAGUUUGCCCAGAAUCUCCUGAAACAACAGCCCGAGGUUCAGGUGAUUCAGGAGUCUGUUCAGACCAGCAAGUCUGAAAGGCCACUAGAAGAAAUCUGGAAGCUGAGGAAGGAGCUGGAGGAUGAGUGUCAGCGCCGACUGCAGCUGGAGGAGGAGAUCAAAGUCAUUCAGGACAAUAUCUUCGUCCUUCAAAACCAGAGGCCACAGGAGGUGUUGGUCACAAAUGAGCUUGUAAAGAAAGUGCCCGACCCACAGCUGGACGAAAGCUUCCACAAGAUGCAGCAGAACUUGGCAGAGGAGCAGCGCAAGAAUCAGGGGCUGCAGAGUGAACUCGAGGCCCUGAAGCUCAAGCUGCGCACUCUGGAGCAUGAAAGGAGAGAAGGUGCGCAGGAAUAUGUAGUCAAGGAGGUCCUUCGAAUUGAACCGGAUAAAGCCCAGGCAGAGGAAAUCCUGAAGCUGAAAGAAAACCUUGAGGACCUCAAGAGGCAGGAAGGAGCCCGCCAGAACGAGAUGGUUCUCUUGCGCCGCCAAGUUGCUGCGCUUUCCGAUGAGAAGAAUAAGGAACAAGAGAAGGUGACUGAAAAGGAAGUAGUGAAACUGCAGAAUGACCCUCAGCUGGAGAGUGAAUUUCGGCGUCUGCAGGACAGCAAGCAGAGGGAGAGUGCCUUGAGACAACAGCAAGAGGAAGAGCUUCGCUUCUUGCAAGCCAAACUGAAGCGUCUGGAGAAAGAGCGGGCGAUGGCAGAGGGCAAGAUCACCGUGAAGGAAGUGCUGAAAGUGGAGAAGGACCUUGCAACGGAAAGAGAGGUGAGUGAAUUGCGGCGUCUGUAUGAAGAAGAGAAAGCCAAAGGCCGCUCUAAUGAGAGAGAGAAAGCUGAGCUACUCAGGAAGAUCCAGGCCCUGGAAGAAGAGAAUGCCAAAGUGAUUGUCCAGGAGAAAGUCCGGGAGAUUGUUCGUCCUGAUCCCCAGGCUGAAAAUGAAGUGGCCAACCUUCGCCUAGAGCUGGUGGAACAGGAGAGAAGAUACCGGGAUGGAGAGGAGCAGCUGAAGAGUUGCCAGAAUGAGUUGGCAGCUCUGAGGAAUAGAGGACCACAGGUGGAAGUGCAAGAGGUUAUCAAAGAAGUUAUUAAGUACAAAACUGACCCAGAGACAGAGUUGGAGCUGCAGAGCCUCAGGGAUGAGAUUGUGGAUAGAACCAGGGCCAUUGAAAGAGCAGAUCUGGAGAUCUAUCAGCUAAAGCAAGACAUCCAAAUGCUGAAGGAAGCCAAACCUCAGGUCCAGAUGAAGGAAGUGGUUCAGGAGGUGCUGCAGUACCGGGAGGACCCCCACACAAGAGAAGAGGUGGAAUCCCUGAGGGCUCAACUGGCUGAAGAACACAAGAAGCACAUGGACCUGGAGCGGGAGAAGAAGGUCCAGGAGGAGAAGAUCAGGGAGAAAGAAGAAGAACUCUUGCAGGUGAGGGAGAAGGUGGUACAGCAGGAAGUGGUGAAAUUAGAACAAGACCCUGCCUUAAAAGCUGAGAUCAGCUCCUUCUCACAGAGCAUUGAGAACGAGCUGCAGCAGAUAGACUCACUUCGGAAUGAGAUGCGCAAGCUGCAGCGGAGGAGGUCAGAGCUGGAGCGUCAGCUAGAUGAGUUGGAGAAAGAGAGGCAGGCUCGCCGGGAGGCAGAGCUGGAGGUACAGAGGCUGAAGAUCAGGCUGAGUGAGCUGGAACAGCAGGAGAAGGAGACGACGGAAAGAGUAACUGUGAAGCAGAAGGUAAUCCUCCAGCAAGACCCACAGCAGGAAAAGGAGCAUGCUCUCCUUAAGCUGGAGCUGGAGGAGGAAAAACAUCGGAGGCAAGUCCUGCAGACUGAGUUAGAAGCCCUGAGAAAGAAACUUCAAGCACUAGAGAAGAUGGAAGUCAAGGAGAAAGUGGUCUUUUCAGAAAGCAUCCAAGUGGAUAAAGGAGACAGUGAGUACGAGAUUCAGAAACUGAAGAACAAUCUGGAGGAGGAAAGUCGGCGGAAGAUGGAAAUGGACGCAGAUAUCAAUAGACUGGAGGCCAAGUUAUCUGAAGUUGAGUUCAACAACUCCAAGUCUUCCAAGGAGCUGGACUUUUUGAGGGAGGAAAACCACAAGCUUCAUCUAGAGAAACAGAACCUGCUGCUGGAGAUGAGGCGGCUGCAUUCAGAGAUUGAGCUCACCAUGGCAGAAGCCCGAGAUUUAAAGAACAUGUCGCAGGUGGAAAGUGGUGUGAGUCUAGACUCCCGUUUCCAAGCUUUGGAGAAAGAGCUGGAAGAAUUGAAAAGAUUAUCUCGAGAAAAAGAUAGUGAGAUUGAACAGCUUCAAAACCGUCUCCAGACAGUGGCCAUCAAGAGAGAGCAGAGAGAGAAUCACUUGAGGCGUUCCAUCGUGGUCAUUGAUCCAGACACAGGGAAAGAGAUGUCUCCCGAAGAAGCCCACAGGUUUGGCCUUAUUGAAUGGAGCUUGUAUGUCAAGUUGAAGAACCAAGAAUGUGACUGGGAAGAGACCACAGUCAAAGGGCCCAGCGGUGAAUCUUCCGUCAUCCAUGACAGAAAGUCAGGGAAGAAGUUCUCUAUUGAAGACGCCUUGAAGAGCGGAAGACUAACUGCAGCUCAGCACGAGAGUUACCUCAACAAGGAAAUGUCUAUCCAGGAGCUGGCAGUCUUGGUGUCUGGACAAAAAUAAAUUGCUUCAUUCACACAGUGGAUUAUGUGAGAGACCACUGUUCUUAAAACAGCUGGUUUAGAGAUCAACACUUGUUACAAACUCAGAUGUUUACUUAUUACUUCCCACGGGGUCUACAUGCCAAAAACCCAAUGCUUGGUUUGAACACUGGGGUGCAAUGAACCUGCACUCCAUCUUACUUAAAUUCUGGGAAGUCCUGCCAAACUUAAGGUCAGCGUUGCAUUUUGUGAAGAUUACAAGCCACUCUAGGUUCCCACCAGUGCAUCCAAGGUGUGUGUGUGUUGGGGAGGGGGGAAGCAGGCAAAAAUGGCAAUUUCUGAAUGAACUUUCACUUGGCAUCCCCACUCCUACAAGCCUCCACCAGAGCACCCCUUGCAUGAAGAGGAUAAGAAAGCAAGCUGGAAGUUGGGUAAGGCCCAUUCCAAGCUCACCUUCAUUGUAAAUUCAAUUGGUUGCCCCAGGCAAGUCACUGUGUAGCUCCUCACAGCUGUAGGAUGGGAGCAAUACUAGUCAACGAUACAGGGCUGUUGUAACUUUUUGAGCAAUCCAAAACACUACAUUAUUAUUAUUAUGCAAGGUGAUCUAUUCUCCUGGAUGGUAUUAAAAAGUUAGGAAAAGACAAGCACAGAAAAAUUGAACUGCCCAGUUCGAUCACCAAGAGGCCAAGUAACUGACUGCCAAUGCAGAAGGCAGUCCUCAGGCGGAUGCCUUUAUAGCUAUGACCACUGAGUGACACUGCAAGUGGCAUUUAAGGAAGGUACAACUCUUCUCAAUGUAAUUAUCUACUGUCACACAUUAGCAAGUAGCCAAGUGACAAUGCUUGUACACCUUUCAGGUCAUGCCUGCAUGCUUUAAAAGGGUGGUAAUAGAUAAUGCUACAGUACCAACGCCAAAAGUGCCUUCUUUCCCAUGUUGCAAUUAUACAAUGUGCGUGCUGGUGUUGUGCUUAAUUAUAUUUGACCGUAUGUAUUCAAAUACUUAUUGUAGAAGGGAAUGGGAAACUUUAUUUAUACCCUCAAAUAAAAAGAAGAUAUAGUGAUCUAA